AUGAUUGGGCCACAAGGAGUGCACGAUCUUGCCGAUGCUUUGAAACAAAACGAGGGACUUACCGCACUUAAUAUCUACAGAAAUCAUAUCAAUAACCAAGGAGCACAGUAUAUUGCCAAUGGUUUACAGCAAAAUCAAACACUUAUCUCACUCGAUAUGAGGUAUAAUGAUAUCGAUGUUCAAGGAGCAGAGUAUUUUGUCAAUGCUUUAAAAGUCAAUAAAACACUCAUGACAUUGGAUCUUGGCGCAAAUCCAAUUGAUGGUCAAGGCAAACAACUUAUAUCGAAGAUGCAUCAAACUAUUCCGGGUCGAAACGUAUAUUUUUGGUGA
Messenger RNA from Adineta steineri, 330 nucleotides. The record is from the annotation of a GenBank genome assembly. Lineage: Eukaryota; Metazoa; Rotifera; Eurotatoria; Adinetida; Adinetidae.